This is a messenger RNA of Heterobilharzia americana, 435 nucleotides long. NCBI's taxonomy places the organism in Eukaryota, Metazoa, Platyhelminthes, Trematoda, Strigeidida, Schistosomatidae. The record is from the annotation of a GenBank genome assembly.
AUGGCCAGGUGUGGAACGCUUAGAAACAUUCGAGAAGCUCGUUUGCCACAGGACAUCAAACGUCAUGUUCGCGAAAAAUUAACUCCUAAAAUUUCCUCCCUUGCCGCAGUGGAUCUUAUUGAUCAGUUACUUGUCUUAGAUCCAAGCAAACGCCUUGAUGCUGAACAAGCACUUUCACACGACUAUUUUUAUGAAGACCCUCCUGUAGGGGAUUUAAGAUCAUUUUCUAAAUCUGGAACAUCAUAUCUUGAGUUUUUGUCAUCCAGCAAUGCUCGUGGUCGAACGGUACAAGGUGCGAAUCGUGUUGGAAUGGUGCGUGGUCAAGUUGUCGGUCCAGGUCAGCAAAUAAACUACCUUAAUGGGCCUGCCAUCGUGCAUGUAAAUCGUCGUCCUCAUUUGCCUGAUGACAACUCUUAUUAUGAACGUGUUUUCUAG